GCGGCAAAGAAGAAGAGAUUGAGCACGUCGGUUAUUCGACAUCACGGCUGUCUCACUUCAGAUGUUGUCGACGGAGGAUCUUCUUGAAAAGUUCAAAGAAGCUGGAAUACGUCGCUGAAGACGAAGAACAGACAUUCAGCGAAAAUGAGGUGGAUGGGGAAACAAUAGAGUGUGGCCUCAGAGAGAACAUGAUCUCAUAUUUAUUUCAAGGCUUCUCUAAAAAAACAGGCCAAGUUUAACAAAUUUGUACACAAGAUGGAGGUGGUAACAACAACACUAGAACCAGUGCCAGCAGAAUCCUAUCAACAAACUUCGACUACAGAAAAGUAAGUAUAACAUUGUGUAUUAUAUUUGUCCUAUGUUUAGUGGUUGACCGAUAUUGAUUAUAUUUUUUUUAUGCCUAAUGCCGAUAUAUCUUAGAAAGCAGAGUGGCCAAGCAGCACACACAAAGAAACACAGUUAACAGAGUUUUUAUAUUUAUAAUAUACCGUAUGAUACAGUUAAGUAGUGCUGGAACGAUGCGUCAACGUGAUCAAUUACGUAAAUUAGUCGAUUUGCGAGAAAUGCCAGACACGACACCAGCAGCGAACUUUUGUGUGACGAAGAAGGGAGAUAAGAGAUGGAAUGACUGUGGAGGAUAUACUUCAGAAAUACCCUUUCUUGAAAACACCCUCAGGGGUCAGUGACAUCACUGAUUUUUAAUCAGUUCUCAGCUUAAAAUAAAUGUUGAAUGAUAAACCAAACCGUAUGCUCAAAUGAUCAUUUAUAGUUAACUCUUUUGUAAAAACAGUGUAAUUUUCUAAAUCUUCAGGUAAACAAAUAUAUGUGCAUUCAAGCUUAGAAAUAUUUGAACAGUGAUAUUACUAUAGGGAAAUGGCAACGAAAGUGGCAACAAAGAAUAUUAGAAUGUCUGAUUUUAUUUUUUUAAGUACUUUUACAGGGUGUCUGCGGGGUCUUAAAAAGUAUUAAAAGUUGAUAAAUCCAUUUUGGGAAAAUUAAGGCCCUUAAAAGGUAUUAAAAAGUCUUAAUCCCGAUUUUAUGAGGUAUUAAAUUCUGUUCAAGCUUUGUCAAAAGAAUUUGACUCCAAAAAGUAUGCAUGAAUAUAUUUAUUUUCCUCCCCAUAACUAUUAAAAAAGAAAGGCGUGCUGUGGCGCGCGCGCCGUUUACGGGUGACGUCACGUAUUUUGCGAAAUGCGCGGUUAGGUGAUGUUUCGAUGUGUCGCCCUCCAUACGUCGCGAAACAGACUCCGAAAUGGGGAAAUGUAAAUUUGCGGACUCCUGGUUGGAGAAGGAUGAGUUUAAACAAUGGCUGAAGCCUGUCGCUGAAAACAACCGCGAGGCUUACUGUACAUAUUGUAAAAAGAAGAUUAGCGUAGCCUCGAUGGGCAUCAACGCUGUCAAGUCCCACAUGCACGGUGCUAGCCACAAGGCCGCCGUUGGCCGCAGAGAGCAGUCGCAGCUGUCCAUCGCCAGUUUUUGUGCUCCAACACCGACACCACUACCUAACACGACAGCUGAACUUGUCAAAACAGCUACGACAGCGACCUCUGCCCCAUCAUCGGCCGACAUCAGGGUGGCUAUGGGCGGCACAUCAACGAUGCGCGCGGAGGUUAUCUGGUGUCUCAAUACUGCGGUGAAUCACCACUCACUGAACUCAAACGAAGGUAUUUCUGAUAUUUUCAAGUCAAUGUUUCCAGACUCGGACAUAGCUAAGACAUUCACCUGUGGCAAGGACAAAACUGGUUACAUCAUGAGAUUCGGGCUUGCAACCUUCUUUAAGCAGCAGCUCGUCGACACCAUCAACAAAGCGGGCCCGUUUGUGUUAAUGUUUGACGAGUCUCUCAAUCAGUCAACAAAGAAGAAGCAACUUGACGUACAUGUUCGUUUUUGGGAUGAUGACUGUGUCCAAUCCAGGUAUCUGGGCUCUCAAUUCCUGGGACACGGAACAGCUCAGGACCUGUUGCAUCACAUUAAAGAGUGUGUUGCAAAACUGAAUAUGAGGCAGCUUGUCUCCAUCAGUAUGGACGGCCCCAAUGUUAACUUGAAGUUGGGAGACCUUCUUCAGAAGGAGCAUGCAGAGCUGUAUGGAGCUCAACUGGUCAAGGUUGGAAGCUGUGGGCUUCACACCCUCCACAAUGCAGUGAAGGCAGGCUUUACCAUGUGGCAGCUGGACAAGCUCCUUCGGGCACUCCAUUACCUUUUCCACAAUGUUCCUGCUAGGAGGGAGGACUUCACUGCCUUGACUGGGUCCACCUGCUUUCCGCUGCCAUUUUGUGGCCACAGAUGGGUGGAAAAUCUCCCUGUAGCAGAGAGGGCAGUUCAAGUUUGGCCAGUGAUUAUGAAGUACGUGGAUGCAGUCAAGCAAAAGAAGCUCCCAAACCCGGGCACAGCCUCUUACGACACCAUUGAGGCAGCACAAGCUGAUCCCUUUAUCAUUGCCAAACUCCAGUUCUUCCUGGCAAUAUCCAGGACCUUCAACCCCUUUCUGACCAAAUACCAGACCGAUGAGCCAGUUUUGCCCUUCUUGGCCAAAGAUCUGAGUGAGCUGCUUAAGAGUCUACUGAGACGUUUUUUUGAAGAGAGAGCUCCUGCAUGACCUCACCCCCCUGCAGCUGACCAAAGUCAAUGUGGCUGAUGAGGCAAACUGGGUCCCAGUUAUGAAUGCUGAUAUAGGCCUGGGCGCUGAAUCUGCCAUAAGGGCACUUCAGACCGAGCCAGGAGGCAGGGUAGGGGAGCUUUCUGUGCUCAUCUUCCGGAGAGAGUGUAGGCAGGGCCUGGUUACCGUGGUUAAGAAACUACAGGAGAAAAGUCCCUUGAAGUUUCCAGUGGUCAGGGCCAUAGCAUGUUUGGACCCCACAAGCAUGCACAGGGAUCCAGAGUGGUGCCUCACAAAGAUGAAGACUACAGUGCAGAAAUUCCUGCAGGAUAGUCAGUUGGCAGGAGGCAUCUCAGCUGGUGAUGUGAUUGUCCAACAAUUUGAGAGCUUUCUCACUGUUGAGGCUAGAGAUGAGUGUUUCCUCUCCUUUCAGCCACUGCAGCAGCGGAUUGACGUGUUCUUGCACUCAGCACUCAGCAAGUCUUACCCUGAGUUGU
Molecule: messenger RNA, 3093 nt
Organism: Onychostoma macrolepis
Lineage: Eukaryota; Metazoa; Chordata; Actinopteri; Cypriniformes; Cyprinidae
Exons: 7
Coding region: 1253-2596 (447 amino acids)
Source: RefSeq, a predicted model, not a curated record